CGUGCGUGUCAGGGACGCUGCAGCUUUUACUCUUUCCUCCCUUUUCCCUCCCUCUCUCUCUCUCUCUCUUUCUCUCUCUUACAUCAUUUCUCUCACGGUUUCCGUCAUGACACGGCGGGUUUAAGACAGCAGGCCGUCCCGCGGAUCCCUCUGCGACUCGAGUCCCCGGUUCCGCCCCACCCCUCUUUCCUUCCCUCCCCCUCAGUGUGCUGGUUGCCAUGGAGAGCUCAUCAGUGGCGUCGGCAUCAUCGGAGGCGGGAAGCACGCGCUCACAGGAAAUCGAAGAGCUGGAGCGAUUCAUUGACAGCUACGUGCUCGAGUAUCAAGUGCAAGGACUUCUAAACGACAAGAACGAAAACGAGAACGCAGACAAGACGCAGUCUAACAUCUCUCAGUGGACGGAGGACUGCAGUGAUAAGAUUGAUGGGAGCUGGUCGUCCUCGCGUGGUAGGGACUCGUCCAAACCGGAUGAGUGGGAACACAGCAGUAAUGGAAGUACAGGUUCCAGACUGAGCUCAGGUUCUCGGCCUGGAUCCGGUUCGAGAUCAGGCAGCCAAGGACGUAACAAACAGUUCUGUCCACUGUCAAAGAAUGGAAACCGAGAUGGCUCAUUUGACAUACUGGGGACGGACAUAUGGGCCGCCAACACCAUGGACUCUCACGGUGGUGCGACGUGGGACCUGCAGCCAGAGAAGUUGGAUUUCUCACAGUUCCACAGGAAGCAGCACAGAGGAACACCUAAACCCCUCCCACACAUCGACCGUGAGGGAAUGAUGAAGAGCAGAUUCAAUGAUGACGAUGAUGGUAUUGAUCUAAAUGACAUAGAGAAGUUCCUGCCUGGCCUCCCAGUUUUCCCGCCGUUGCCCAACGAAGCCGAGAUCGCGCACACCAAAAAGCUCUUCCGCCGCCGCCGAAAUGACCGCCGACACGCCGAUGCUGCGCAGGACGAGCUGACCGUGCUGCUGCUGCCCUGCGAUGGGAAACGCCAGGUGUCCAGGAGACAGCAGCGUCCUCCUGGAGGAGGUGGAGGAGGAGGAGGACCCAAAUCCCACAAUCCCCAACAGCAACAUCAGCAGGUGCCACCACAUUCCCAACAGCAACAUCAGCAGGUGCCACCACAUUCCCAACAGCAACAUCAGCAGAUGCCACCACAUUCCCAACAGCAGCAUCAGAUGACCAAUCAAACGCAACAGCUCGUCGCCGACCCCCAGUCAGAAGCCUUCAAUGCCAAGUACGGACACGGAGGGCGGGGCUACCAAAGCGGGCACCAGGGCCGCGGGCAUCACCACGGUUACAGCCAGAACCGGCGCUGGCACCAGCAGCACAGACAGCCAGGCCAGCGGAACACCAAAGACACAGACAGCAUGAAGGAGGAGGAGAAUAUACACAAGUCAGCCGGAGGAGACGACAACAAGAAGGAUGGAAGGCACGAGAAGCCCGAGGGAGGGAAAGUCAGCCUGCUGCAGUCCUCGAAAGAGAGGCUGAGUAGGAGACUGAAAGAGAAGGACGAGGUUCCCGUGGCAACGCCGGGGCCUCAGCGUAACCGCAUGGACAAGCUGCUGGAGAUCCUGAACAGCAUGAGGAGCAACAGCAGUGGCGUGGAGGCGCAGCUCACUUCCUUCAUGGAGGAGGCGCAGAGCUCAGCCCAGUCGGAGGAGACGCUCAGCGAGAUCGUGCACACCAUCUACAGCAAAGCCGUCCGAGACCGAGGCUUCGCCGCCACCGCCGCCAAACUCUGCUACAAGAUGGCGCUCUUCAUGGUGGAGGGCACAAAGUUCCGCUCGCUCCUGCUGAACAUGUUACAGAAGGACUUUACACGACGUGAGGAGCUGCAGCAGACAGAUGUGGAGAGCUGGCUAGGCUUCAUCACCUUCCUGUGCGAGGUGUUCAGCACCAUGAGGAGCAGCACAGGAGAGCCAUUCAGGGUGCUCGUGUGCCCCAUCUACACCUGCUUACGAGAGUUGCUGGAGUCGGCGGAGGUGAAGGAAGACGCCGUGCUCUGCUGCUCGAUGGAGCUGCAGAGCGCCGGGCGGCUGUUGGAGGAGCAGUUGCCGGAGAUGAUGAUGGAGCUGUUGGCCGCAGUGAGGGAUAAGAUGCUGAGUCCAUCCGAGUCUCCGCUCACACGUUCGCUGCUCAUGGAGGUCAUCGAGCUGCACGCUCAUCAGUGGAGGCCCCUGGAGGCCCUCACCACGCAGUACUACAACAGAACCAUCCAGAAACUCACCGCAUGAUCCCCCCCCCAUACACACACACACGGGCGCAGUGGUGGAGCCCCCUGGAGGUCCUCAUCACUCAGUGCUACAGGAGACAAACUGGCCAUGUGAUCAAACUAACACUUGUUUGUGUAAGAAGGCAAGGUCUGCGCCGAUGGAUGGAUAAAUGGGUGAAUGAUGUAUGUGUGAAUGUGUGGCUACCUGGAAGGAUGGACAGAAGACUGGGUAAAUACAUGGAUGAGGGGAAGGAUGGAUGGAUUGAUGGAUACUGUUGCUGCAGCUCUAUCUAGCUCCUGUCCUGUGGGUCGAAGGUUAAAGGUCAACGCUAUGCAGAUUCGAGUGAAUAUGUAUGAGCUCGUCGUUCCAUAAGCCGCAUGUUAAUGAUCCGCUUUCAGACGUGAAGCCAGACUGCUGUUACAUUAGUAAACGUGCGACAUGCAUAAACAUCAGCAGCAUUAAGUCAAGAAGUAAACACACACACACACACACACACACUAAACACAUGUAGGUGCGUCUAAGCGCUUAAAGAGCCGACGAGCGAGCUUUAAAAGAGAGACUUUAACGCUGACACGCAGGGGGUAGCAGUGCGGUCCUCUUCAGUUUCUUUUGUGCUCGUGUGCCAACCAUCCAGCUUUCCUCUCUGUCCUCAUCCCUCUCUCCAUCCCCCUCUCCAGACCUGUGUGUGUGUGUGUCAUUGUUUGGCGAAUCGUGUCCCUGAAGCACACUGUCGCCCAUCAAUGCUGUCUAGUCGAGGUCAAGCAGACAGACUGCAGAGGGCUUAGCCUGCUUUUGUCUCCCCACACACACACACACACACACACACACACACACACGCGUGCGCACGCCACAGCCUGACUCUGGAUGGCAGAUGGCCGCUGGAGACUAUAAGGCCAGACACGCAGCCCUCGUCCUCUUGUCCAGCCCAAUGGGUGCGUGUGUGUGUGUGUGUGUGUGUGUGUGUGUGUUGAGAAGGUUUCAGAUAAAAGCAUCAGGCGUGCUGCACCCGGCUUCUUUGUUGUUGCGCGAACUUUUUAUUUCCUCUUCAGGUUUUUAUUUCCCACUGCAGUGCUCAUCCACUGCUCGGCGUUUAUUAUCCCCGUGUAUAAAACUUACUGUAAUGUUAUUGUAAUGUAAUGUAUUAUAUAUUGUUGAUUUUUUUUUUUUUUAAAUGUAUGUUUAAAAGCAGUAUAUACACAGUAUGUGUGACAUGACAUGACAUGAUGUUUUAGGGCUAGACCUAUUGCACAGGUUUGAAAUAUUUUGCACUGUUUUAAGGCAAAAGAAAAAAAAAAGCCAGAAGGAAUGUCGAUGGAGGAGGUUGGCUGGAUGAGUUGGGUCGCGGUGCAGAGCUCCGUCAGCUAAAAGCAGAUUUCGAAUUUAGUUUUAAUGGUUUAGGAGAAACGAACAGCCUUAGAGGACGUGUGGUGUUUUCCAGACUCUAAGACGCACACAUACACAUGCACGCCGCUAAAUUCUGUCUGUUUAGGACUGAAAUAAUGAUAGCAGUCAUGUGACCACUAGAGGGCGUCUUAUUGUCUGGCGAAUGCAACAGUUAAGUUAAGGUAAAUAAUUUGGUGAAAAAAAAUUAACGCACACCAAACUCUGUUUGAUUUCAUCGGCUGUGUAAGGAAUAAAACGAUGUUUUAGUGCGCUUACGCCACAGCAAUUUGACUACGACUAGAAUUGUUUUAAGAUCGUACUUUUUAUCCGUUUAGAGUUGCAUUAGUGAAACAUUCCUGUUCUUAUGAAUGUUAUAGCAGCGAUAAAUCACCAGAUUCCAUAUACAUAUAUUUAUUACAUGGACACGAGUGUUUUACUGGGAAAUACGACAUAUGAGCUCCAUCCGGGACAUGGAGAACCAAAACCGUGACAUAAAUCUCCGAUACGUCACUCGUGAGGAAAUCGAUGAAUUGUUUUGAUAAAUUUGGGUACUUUUGUGAAUGUGUCGAUAUAAUAAAAAAGAAAAUCAGACUAUGGCUUGAAGAUAUGAAGUUUAUCUUCUUGUGUUGAAAAACUUUGUAUUUUUCGUAUGAAAUACAUCACAGGUCUGAGGGACAUAAUUAACCGAGUCAAAGACGAGUAGUGAUGUAAAAAAAGGCAGCCAUUAUUAUUAUUAUUAUUAUUACUAUAAUGCAUACACAUUCCUUUCGGGUGUUCGACGCGCCUUUCUCUUUCAAAAUUCUCUCAGAAUCUUCCGUAUUUAACGAAGCAAACCUGGCAGCCAUGUUUGAUCACAAAUCGUCCCAGUCGCUCACUCGCUAGCGCGGAAGUUUUACGUCUCCGACAUGUGACGUCAUGUUGUCUUGACAACCAUGCAAUAUCGUAAACCGUAUUCAACGCUCAUUCUUCAUUGUGUAGAGUGAUGUAAUACACGUAGGAUAAGCGAUAUGCUAACGGUAUUGCAUGCUCAUCUCAUCUCAUCUCAUUAUCUCUAGCCGCUUUAUCCUUCUACAGGGUCACAGGCAAGCUGGAGCCUAUCCCAGCUGACUACGGGCGAAAGGCGGGGUACACCCUGGACAAGUCUCCAGGUCAUCACAGGGCUGACACAUAGACACAGACAACCAUUCACACCUACGCUCAAUUUAGAGUCACCAGUUAACCUAACCUGCAUGUCUUUGGACUGUGGGGGAAACCGGAGCACCCGGAGGAAACCCACGCGGACACGGGGAGAACAUGCAAACUCCACACAGAAAGGCCCUCGCCGGCCACGGGGCUCGAACCCAGGACCUUCUUGUUGUGAGGCGACAGCGCUAACCACUACACCACCGUGCCGCCCGGUAUUGCAUGCUAUCAAACCAAAUGAAUGAAACCUGCGAGAAGGGAAUAGAACACGUGUUUUUAUGUGUCCUGUAUGUAUAACAUUUCCCGAUAUUUCACUCCAAUGACAUCACUCUCAGUGUUUUCACGCUGACUCAAAAUGGUGAACCGGUUCAAAAUUAAAAUUCUUUUGAUUAACUUGCGUUUUUUUUUUUGUGUGUGUGUAAGAACAUUACACAGUGGCGCGAAGAUAUGAAGUUUAUCUUCUCAUGUUGGAAAUAUUUUCACUCAUUCACUUUGCUCACUCGUGAAAUAUACCUUCACGACUCGAAGGUAAAGUUUAUAUCUUUGUGUAACCGUGUAAUAUCAUAUAUAUGAAGUUAAUAUGACAAAAAAAUGCAGCUUGACUUGUUACUUAGAAACCGUAGCCUCCUGUAUCCUGAAUAUUUAAAGUUAAGCUUUAUCUAUUCUAUUGUUACAAAAGCGCAGACACUGGAGACUCCUUCCAAGAAUGUUAUAACGUACAUAAACAUCUCCCGACAGAAACCUUCACCAUAUCAACAAUUACAUGUGUUUAUGUCGCAUAUCCGUCAUAUAAGUCCCUGCACACGUUAAUAUAAACCUUAAAACCAGAACGUAAUCAAAACCAGUCAGAAUCGAGAAUUCAUCGAGAGUGCACUAAGCUAGUUUGCGGUAAGAGCAAAAUUGUGUGCGUUGAUUUUUUUUUUUCCCACCAAAUUACCACUUUUUUAAAAAGAUUUAGCAAUUUGGGUUUGAUUUUUUUUCUCUUGUUGCCCUGCAGUGCAGCUUCCUAAUAAAAGUUUGAGGAGAAAAAAAAAUAAUAGCAUGGCUUAACAACAACAACAAAAAAACUUUGUGUUUCAGCAUUUUGCAGUGGAUCUUUUACCCAAACAUGUAUUUAAAAAAAAAAAAAACAACGAUUUGAGGUUGAUUGGGUUUCUUUGCAGACGAUGAGCUGUUUUAACAGUAUAUAUAGCUAAUAAUAAUCUGUUACUCUGGGCUUUGCAAACGUGUGUAUUACGAUAUCGGAUUAACACGACCCAGUCGUCUAUUUGUUCACGGCCUGCAUGUAGUCGUAUAUACAGCGUAUAUGAAUAUUACGCCAACGAGGGGAAGAUUAGGAAGCAUUUCAUUUCAGGGACGGGGUGAGUAGUGUGUAGCCUUCAGCUGCUUUUUUUUUUUUUGUUUAAAUAUAUAUAAAAUUGGGGGAAAUACAUUCACUUGUGACUCACAUCUCACGUACGCAUGUAUAGAGAAUGUGUAUAUACUCUCUCUCUCUCUCACACACACACACACACACACAACCUCCAAGGUUUCUGUAUCUGAAUCUCCGUUGGCAGGUUUGUGUUCGUAUAAUUUCUGUCUUGCAUCAAGAAUUGAAGACUUGAAGAUGAGCACGUGGGUGUGUGUGUGUGUGUGUGUGUGUGUGUGUGAGGAGAAAACUAGCGCUCUCACACAUCAAACCUCAUGUGCUUGUCUUCAGAUAUGAUUUUAUUUUGUAUUUGUAUAAUUUUAGGCUUUUAUUUAAUUGACAUCUACGUUCGCUUCUCGGUGAUCUCCCAGUAAAGAGGAGCUGUGCGUUUUUGUUUGGUUCUUCAGCAAUUACACACACGCACACAGCAGGACUCCUGUAACCUUUGACCUCACCGGUCACCAAGACUGCUGAAUGCAGAUUAGCCCCAUUUGCAUUUCAUUGACAUUAAAAUGAGAUGUUGCUCCAGCAGCCCCUUCAGGAUAAAACGUUGUAGAACUCGUUGAUGAAAGCAUUCAGCAUUUUUUUUUUUGUGGGGAUUUUUUUUCUGUUGUUUCUGCAGUUGAAAAUAAACUGGGAUGAGAAGUGAAAAUGCAUCUCUUCUGUGCUGCUUGUGUGUGUGUGUGUGUGUGUGUGUGUGUGUGUGUGUGUGUCUUUAGCAUCAUCAUCAUUGUUGCUACAGGAUAAUUAAGGCUACAUCCACACGACAACGGCAAUGAGAUGUUAUUUAAAAAUAUAUCGAGUCCAAAUGGGCAACGAUCAGUAAAAUAUCAGGUCCAUAUGGCAACGCAACGCUUGCUGAAAAUGAUGCAAUACACAUGCCACACCUCUAGAGGCGCUGUAAGACGGUCCCUUCGGAGACACCAGAACAGUAGAAGUAGUAAGGACGCGUGUG
Molecule: messenger RNA, 7138 nt
Organism: Neoarius graeffei (lesser salmon catfish)
Lineage: Eukaryota; Metazoa; Chordata; Actinopteri; Siluriformes; Ariidae
Gene: ctif
Product: CBP80/20-dependent translation initiation factor
Exons: 14
Coding region: 219-2231 (670 amino acids)
Biological process (GO): regulation of translational initiation
Cellular component (GO): cytosol
Molecular function (GO): translation activator activity; RNA binding; protein binding
Source: RefSeq, a predicted model, not a curated record